Messenger RNA from Carya illinoinensis, 3496 nucleotides. RefSeq names its product probable leucine-rich repeat receptor-like protein kinase At1g35710. Gene Ontology annotation, molecular function: ATP binding; protein kinase activity; protein binding. NCBI's taxonomy places the organism in Eukaryota, Viridiplantae, Streptophyta, Magnoliopsida, Fagales, Juglandaceae. Gene Ontology annotation, biological process: protein phosphorylation. The record is from RefSeq and is a predicted model, not a curated record. Bases 378 to 3338 code for a protein of 986 amino acids. The transcript is spliced from 3 exons.
AAUUCUUAAAAAAAAGCCUAUAGGCCCAACACGAGUUAAAUUCAUGGGCUUUAAUGGCAAUCCUGUAAGUAUAGCCAAAAGCAGGCAUUUUCUUAAACCUGAAAAACCUAAAUAGAAUCAAAGCAACUUAAGUAAAAAGUAAAGACCGAAUAAUACGUUGAGGCUCUGUUUCUUGCCCAAUCUUUUCAUAUACACAAGUCAAUGAGUCGUCACAUGCAUUAAUUAAUAUAGACAAGUCUAGAGGAUCCAUUUCUAGGAAAUUAAUAUAUAAAUGUAUUGACUUUCAAAAGAAAAUUUCCAGGAUCAUUCAUUCAAUUUUAUCAAUCUUCAGUAUCUUUCCUUAUAUAUAAAACUAGUGUACGUCUAGAUUAGUCGUCAUGAACAUAUAUAGUACUAAUCAGUCAUUACUCAUAAAAAUGGCAGCCUCCUCCCUUUCCAUUUCCAAUAUGUCAAUAGUAGCAUGGGCAAUCUGGAUCUUUUUAUGCGGAAAGUGUUUGGAUAAUGCACUUCAUCAUCUUGUUAAUGUUGCUGCAGCAUCUGGAUCAAUAUCUAACCUUCAACUUGAACAAGCCAAGGCUUUGCAGGAGUCUGGGUGGUGGCCGUCCAGUAGUAGUAAUUCAAGUGCUUGCGACUGGGAUGGUAUUACUUGCAAUGAUGGAGGAAGUGUCACAAACAUCGAUAGAUUUUAUCAAAGUUUGAAAGGCCAGUUGAAACUCAACUUCUCUUUUUUUCCAAAUUUAGUUAGUCUUGAUCUUCAUGGAAACAACCUUCAUGGGCUUAUCCCACUUGAGAUAGGGAUGCUGAAAUAUCUUACCUAUUUAUCCCUUUCAAAGAACAUGCUCGUCGGUCCAAUCCCUUCCACAAUUAGUCAUUUAACUAAUUUGGAAUAUUUAUAUCUUGGUGAAAAUAAAAUCAAUGGAUCCAUUCCCCUCGAAAUAGGGAUGCUGAAAAAUUUGACCAUUUUAGCCCUCUAUUCAAACAUGCUCAUCGGUCCAAUCCCUUCCACAAUUGGUCAUUUAACUAAUUUGAAAUAUUUAUACCUUUAUCAAAAUAAAAUCAAUGGAUCGAUUCCUCUCGAAAUAGGGAUGCUGAAAAUUCUGUCAUCUUUAUCCCUUUAUUCGAACAUGCUCGUCGGUCCAAUCCCUUCUAUAGUUGGUCAUUUAACUAAUUUGGAAUCUUUCAACCUUGGUUGGAAUAAAAUCAAUGGAUCCAUUCCCCCCGAAAUAGGGCUGCUGAAAAAUCUGUUCUCUUUAUCCAUUUAUUCAAACAUGCUCGUCGGUCCAAUCCCUUCCACAAUUGGUCAUUUAACUAAUUUGAAAUCUUUGAUCCUUGGUAAAAAUCAAAUCAAUGGAUCCAUUCCCUCCGAAAUAGGGAUGCUAAAAAAUCUGACCUAUUUAUCCCUUUGUUCGAACAUGCUCGUCGGUCCAAUCCCUACCACUCUGAGCCAUUUAACUAUUUUGGAAUAUUUGGACAUUGGUCUAAAUAAAAUCAAUGGAUCCAUUCCACCCGAAAUAGGGAUGCUGACAAAUCUAACCACCUUAGACCUUCAUUCGAUCAUGCUCAUUGGUCCAAUCCCUUCCACAGUUGGUCAUUUAACUAAUUUGGAAUAUUUGGACCUUAGUCGGAAUAAAAUCAAUGGAUCAAUUCCUCCCGAAAUAGGGAUGCUGAAAAAUCUGACCAGUUUAUCCCUUUCAUCGAACAUGCUCGUCGGUCCAAUCCCUUCCACAAUUGGUCAUUUAACUAAUUUGAAAUCUUUCUACCUUGGUCAGAAUAAAAUCAAUGGAUCCAUUCCUCUUGAAAUAGGGAUGCUGAAAAAUCUGACCACUUUAAACCUUCAUUCGAACAUGCUCAUUGGUCAAAUCCCUUCCACAAUUGGCAAUUUAACUAAUUUGAAAUAUUUGGACCUUAGUCGGAAUAAAAUAAGUGGAUCAAUUCCUCCCGAAAUAGGGAUGCUAAACGAUUUGAACUCUUUAUCCCUUGGUUCGAACAUGCUCGUCGGUCCAAUCCCAACCACUCUGGGUCAUUUAACUAAUUUGGAAUCUUUGGACCUUAGUCGGAAUAAAAUCAAUGGAUCCAUUCCUCCCGAAAUAGGGAUGCUAAAUAAUCUAACCUAUGUUAACCUUUGCCAUAACUUUAUUAGUGGAGAAAUAUCUACGGCACAUGGGAUCAUUGGCAAUAGGGAUUUAUGUGGUCAAUUCAAGAUUUUCCCUCCACGUCUCAAAAGCAAAAAAUCAAUCAUAACCAAAAUAGAAAUUUUUGCUCCCAUCACCACUUUCCUUGCAUUCGUAGUUAUUGGGGGUAUUCUCUUCUCUCGUUGUGUGUUCAAGAAAAAUCAGAUUGAGUCUAGGGGAUCAAAGAAUGGGAACAUAUUCUCGAUAUGGAAUUAUGAUGGACAUAUUGCAUAUGAAGACAUCAUUGAAGCAACCGAAGAUUUUGACAUUAGAUAUUGCAUUGGAAAUGGUGGUUAUGGUAGCGUUUACAAAGCAGAAUUACCAAGCGGAAAUGUGGUUGCCUUAAAGAAACUUCAUCAGGGAGAGGUUGAGAAUCCAGUUUUCUGUAAUAGUUUUGAAAAUGAGGUGAGGAUGUUAACAGAGAUUCGACAUCGAAAUAUUGUGAAGCUGCAUGGAUUUUGUGUACAUAAAAGAUGUAGAUUUUUAAUUUAUGAGUACAUGGAAAGGGGAAGCCUAUUUUGUGUCCUAAGAAAUGUUGAUGAAGCUAUGGAACUGGAUUGGAGCAAGAGGGUAAACAUCAUUAAAGGCACAGCAUGUGCCUUGUCUUACAUGCAUCAUGAAUGCAUCCCAGCAAUUGUUCAUAGAGAUAUAUCAACCAACAACAUUUUGUUGAAUUCUGAAUUGCAAGCUUUUAUCUCUGACUUUGGAAUUGCUAAACUUCUUGAUCCUGACUCCUCCAAUCAAACAUUGGUUGCUGGCACUUAUGGUUACAUUGCCCCAGAGUUUGCCUACACAAUGACAGUUACUGAAAAAUGUGAUGUAUAUAGCUUUGGAGUGGUGGCACUAGAAGUACUAAUGGGAAGGCAUCCAGAAGAACUCUUGUCCUCAUUAUCAUCAUCAUCGUCUCAAAACAUGAUGCUAAAUGAAAUAUUAGACCAACGCUUGCCACCUCCAAAUUGUCUAAUUGGACAUGAUAUUUUGCUCAUUGCUACAAUAGCAUUUGCAUGCCUUCACACUCAACCAAAGUCUCGGCCUACAAUGAAAUGUGUGUUACAAGAAUUUCUCUCUCACAAAGAGCCGAAUGUCAUACCCUUGACUACGGUUUCACUCCCGCAAUUGAGGAAACACGUAACAUAUAUGGCUGGAUCAGGAUUUGCUUAUUGUUAGGGUGUUUUGUGUGUUGUCAAUGUGUCGUUUACAUUUCUCAGUCCUUUUUCAAGAAAAAUAUUAUUUGUAAGCAUUCAAAAUCACCUCAUAAACUUGAAGUACUCACUUUUCAAGGUUGGAAGCAGUUGAAAUAGAAUGGGGCCGGUGUGUUUGUAUGA